UAUGUCGGCGAGCUACCGUAGCAGACAUCCCUGACGUCAGCAGCACUGACGCAGCAGCAUCAUGCGAAAAACAAUAAUGGAGGCUUGCAAUGCUGUCGAGCGCGAAGUUGUCAAAGUUUUAUCAAAAUUCGGUGCGAUAAAUGAACACGGCGGAACGGUGUUGCGUGAUUUGAUUAAUCACAUUGAAUCUCUGAAAAAAGAACUAGAAGACGGUCCAUCGGAUCAUGAGCUGACACAAUGUCAGAUCCAAGUUAUGAACCAAGCAAUGACCAAAGUUCGGGAUACAGUACAGCGGUUAGCAACGGAUCACCGGGACCUGCACAGCACAGUUUCAAAAGUUGGCAAAGCCAUUGAUAGAAAUUUCAUUGCUGACUUUGCCAGCACUAGUAGAGAGGAUGUAUUUUCUGGACCUGAAAAAACACAUUUACUCAACCAAGUCAUAUGUCAGCACUUUUAUCGGCAAGGGAUGCUAGAUAUUGCCGAUGAAUUGGCAGCGGAAGCCGGAAUUAAGACUGAAGAGGGUAGGAAGGAGCCAUUCACCGAACUAAAUCAUAUUCUAGAUUGCUUGAAGCAACGAAAUCUGGAACCUGCUUUAGAAUGGGCUCGCAAUCACCGUGAUGCACUCUUGGCACAGAACUCAUCUCUAGAAUUCAAGCUACACAGACUACAUUUUAUAAGAUUAGUACAACAGGGUCCCACCAAACAAGCUGAAGCUAUUUUAUACGCCCGAAAAAACCUCACACAAUUUGUCGCUCGUCAUGAAAAAGAAGUUCAAUCUUUAAUGGGGACUUUGUUAUAUUUACCAAAUGGAAUACAGUCAUCACCCUAUAGUCACCUGUUGGAUCCAACGUUGUGGCUCGAUAUUCACGACGUUUUUACUAAAGAAGCUUGUACAUUGUUGGGACUCAGUGUCGACAGUCCUUUAUCUGUUUGUAUAAACGCAGGAUGCACAGCUUUGCCCGCCCUCCUCAAUAUCAAGCAAGUGAUGCAGCAAAGACAAGUAACGGGCAUUUGGAAUGGAAAAGAUGAGCUUCCGAUCGAGAUAGAUUUGGGAAAGCAGAGUCGCUAUCAUUCAGUAUUUGCAUGCCCAAUAUUACGACAGCAAAGUACUGAGAACAAUCCUCCGAUGAAGUUGGUGUGUGGUCAUGUGAUUUCGCGAGACGCCCUCAACAAACUGACUAGUGCUAAUAAAAAUCAAUUUGUUUCCAGAUUGAAAUGUCCAUACUGCCCAGUCGAACAAAACCCCGAAGAUGCCAGGCUAAUAUACUUUUAGAUGCCAGAUAGAUGUGAUAGAUCGUAUUUGUAAUGAGCAUACCUUACGUUUCUCUCCUUAGUACAUGUAUAGAUUUAUAAAUACAUAAGUUUUAUCCACCUGCUCUGGCUGCUUAGCUAAUAACAUAAAUUGUACACUUGUACACCAUUGUUCAAGAAUUUUUUCCUAACUUUCUCAAGGAUAUCGUUUACCAACACUAACUUUUGGUGGUUUGUGUGUUACUACUGUUUCCUAUGUUUUGUUUUAUAGAAUGAAUUCACGUCGCAAACUUUUGGGAUUAUUUUGCCACAAUUGAAUGUAAAAAUGCUGAUCGAGGUCCAGUUAGAUUAUUUUUGCUUCACAAUUAGUGAAAAAUUAUUCGAGACACGGCCUAAAGUUUGCGACGUCUUCGCAUAAUCGCAUAAUAUUCCUAAUGUUAUUUAUCACUUUAUUGGUUUCUUCAGCAGUUUGAUUUGGUAAAUGAAUAUCCUCUUGAGUGACUGAAUAUCUCUGCCUGUUUGAUUACAACAAUUUGUACGAACAUGAAAUGCACUGAAUUUGCGAUACAGUAAUCAUUUAUACAGCUAAAAUUCGAUAUUAAAAGCGCUUCUCUUAAUUACACUCGGAUCAUGUAGUGUCUCAUAACAUUAUCACAUUUUGCUCGUGUUACUGAAGUCAUUUUGUAAAUUGAACCGCUCUGAAAAGUUUUGCGAACUUAGGUGUGAAUUAUACGCAGUAACCCGAUCCCUAUCAGAUGAGAAAUGGUGAUAUUAUUAUUAUUCCCUGUUGUAGUUUCCGGUCAUCGAUCAGUCUGCAGAAAUUGUUGAUAGCAAUUACUACUUGAUCAACUGUUGAAAACGCAUCUAAAACGCGUUUGCGGGAUACUAGAAUUAUUCGAAAAGAACGAUUCGCAUAAUAUUUGAUUUUAGUGUAAUUAGUAGUUGCAUAAGGUAUAGUUAUUAUAGAUACUCAUGUCGCAUAACUACUAUCCGCGCAGUUAUUGGAACGUGAUCAUAUUAUAAAAUGCUGUUUAAUGCCUAAUGGCAUGACAACGAGAGGUGUACCUCUAGCUGUAACAAAAAUAAAUACAUAUAUACAUUAUAAAAACUUGUAAUAUUGUAACAAGCUUGAAAGCAUCAACAUGUCGUUAAACGUUCAUUACUAAUCUUUGUUUUGUUGUUUCAUUAAAUAAUCGGAUUUAUCAUCGUGAACAUGUUCAUUUUGAGCGGUCAGGUGGCGUAUAGUCUUUCGGUUGAAUUAGUUAAUGUGACGUACAUUAUAUGUAUAUUCAUUUAGGUAUUUUGGUAGUAGUCGUAAAGCCUAAUUGAGUCGACCAUAACAUUGUUCGGAGAUCAAAAGACAUUAAAACACAUGAAAAAUUCGGAAAGAUGCGAAAUUUCAAUGAUUGGCUAAAAAUCGAGAUUUUUCUUAAGCCGCAGGUAAUUUUUCUCUUUGAAUUUCGGCUCACAAAUCAAAAUAAUUGGUAUGAGGAACGAGUGUAUUCUGAUAUACUUCGAGUUCAGCAAUGCGACUUCAUUCGCUGUAUUUCUUUUAUUUCAACGAUUGGGGAUCUUAUUUGAUCGCAAUCUGCCCGAUGGGUCGAGCACGAUUGGGUCUUAGCAAGAGAAAUUAUAAAAAAAAAAACUGAAGCUUGUUAUUGAGUAUGAAUUCAAAUGAAAACAAGCCGAAAAAAAAGAUCGUAAAUAGUAUUUAUGAAUAUUGUUAACAAUAAUUGUAUAGUGAAUUUAUUAUGAUUUUAAUAAAUUUUUUUGUUUUUAA
This is a messenger RNA of Athalia rosae (coleseed sawfly), 3031 nucleotides long. RefSeq names its product E3 ubiquitin-protein ligase RMND5A (gene Sou). Gene Ontology annotation, cellular component: cytoplasm; nucleus; GID complex. NCBI's taxonomy places the organism in Eukaryota, Metazoa, Arthropoda, Insecta, Hymenoptera, Athaliidae. Gene Ontology annotation, molecular function: protein binding; ubiquitin protein ligase activity. Gene Ontology annotation, biological process: proteasome-mediated ubiquitin-dependent protein catabolic process. The record is from RefSeq and is a predicted model, not a curated record. The coding region runs from base 62 to 1273 and encodes 403 amino acids. The transcript has 7 exons.